AUGUCCCUCUCGUUUCCCCCCCUUCUCCCUCUCGUUCUCCCCCCUUCCGCCUCUCCUUUCCCCCCCUUCCGCCUCUCGUUUUCCCCCCUUCUCCCUCUCAUUUCCCCCCCUCCUUCCUCUCGUUUCCCCCCCUUCCCCCUCUCGUUUCCCCCUCUCAUUUCCCCCCCUGCUCCCUCUCAUUUCCCCCCCUGCUCCCUCUCAUUUCCCCCCCUGCUCCCUCUCAUUUCCCCCCCUGCUCCCUCUCAUUUCCCCCCCUGCUCCCUCUCAUUUCCCCCCCUGCUCCCUCUCAUUUCCCCCCCUGCUCCCUCUCAUUUCCCCCCCUGCUCCCUCUCAUUUCCCCCCUGCUCACCCUCACUUCCCCCCCUGCUCACCCUCACUUCCCCCCUUUCUCCCUCUUCAUUUUCCCCUCUCCUUCCCCUCAUUUCGCCCUCCUUCCCCUCAUUCACUCUUUCCUUACCCUCAUCUCCCCCUCUCGUUCCUCGCAUUUCCCCUACUCCGUCCCCUCGUUUCCCCCUCCCCCCUCAUUUCAUCCUCUCGUUCCACAAAAUCCCCACCUCUCGUUUCCCACAUUUCCCCUUAUCCGUCCUCUCCUCUCCCUCUCUCCUUCCCCUCUUUUACCCCUCCCUCCCCUUAUUUUCCCCUCUUCCUCCCCUCAUUUUUCCCUCUCCUUUCCCUCAUUUCCCCCCUCCUUCCCCCCAUUUCCCUCGAGGAGGGUCCGGGUGA
Molecule: messenger RNA, 723 nt
Organism: Closterium sp. Yama58-4
Lineage: Eukaryota; Viridiplantae; Streptophyta; Zygnematophyceae; Desmidiales; Closteriaceae
Source: the annotation of a GenBank genome assembly